Molecule: messenger RNA, 831 nt
Organism: Ochotona curzoniae (black-lipped pika)
Lineage: Eukaryota; Metazoa; Chordata; Mammalia; Lagomorpha; Ochotonidae
Gene: TMEM72
Product: transmembrane protein 72
Exons: 5
Coding region: 1-831 (276 amino acids)
Source: RefSeq, a predicted model, not a curated record
AUGAAGCUGCCAGCGUUCUGGACUGGGCUGGAAUACACCUGCCGGCUCCUGGGCAUCAUCACAGCUGCAGUGUUGAUCGGCGUGGGCACCGAGACGUUCUUCCAGGGGCAGUACAAAAGCCUGGCCUUCUAUCUCCUGUUUGUCGGAGCCGCCAUGGCCCUGUGCGAAGGCGCCUACUUUGUGGCUCGGCUGCUGGCCAUCUGCUUCCAGUGCCAGCCAGGGUCCCUGGCCCACAGAGCGAAGGAGAAAGCCCACUGGCUGGGCUGCUUUCAGAAGUUCCUGGCCUACAUGCUGCUCUCCGUCGCCUGCUUCCUCCAUCCUGUCCUGGUCUGGCAUGUGACCAUCCCAGGCUCCAUGCUCAUCAUCACGGCCGCAGCCUACUUCCUGUUGAGCAAGCGGAAGAAGAACAAAAGCGCUGCCGAGGCGCCGGCGCCCACGGAACAGUACACGGACCCCUGUAGCAGCGCCGUGAGCACCACAGGCUCGGGCGCAACGGAGCAGACCUACACCUUCCACGAGGCCCUCAAGGAAGGGCCGGGCUCCCUCUUCAGCCACAUGAAGAGCAUCCUAAAGGGCACCAGGAAGCCCAGUGCGCUGCAGCGCCCCAGUGCUCUCACGGAGCUGGCGCUGCGGCCCGCUGACUCCACGGCCACGAAGAAGCAGGUGCACUUCGAAGACCGCGUGGUCCACAUCCACCCGUCUCUCGCGGACAGGCUGGAGGGAGGCGGCGACAGCGAAUCGGAGGAGACCACCUCCGACACCACCCCCAUCAUCCCUCCUCCCCAGGCCCCGCACUUGCUGUCCUCGUUCUCAGCCACUGGCCUGUUCUGA